Messenger RNA from Anneissia japonica, 3407 nucleotides. RefSeq names its product protein dispatched homolog 3-like. The transcript is spliced from 9 exons. NCBI's taxonomy places the organism in Eukaryota, Metazoa, Echinodermata, Crinoidea, Comatulida, Comatulidae. Gene Ontology annotation, cellular component: membrane. The record is from RefSeq and is a predicted model, not a curated record. The coding region runs from base 133 to 3183 and encodes 1016 amino acids.
UUGUAGAUGAUCGAUACAGUUGAAUGAAAAUGCAUUCUAUUUGUGCGUUGGUCGUGAACAUUCGGCUGCAUUCAGUUGUUGAUAGUCUACCGCUAAAACUCACACAGUGAAUAUGUAUAUGCGUUGAUCACGAUGGAGGGAAUACAGAUUACGCCAAUGUCAGAGCUUCAUCAGGAGGCAGAAAAUGGCACAGAUAACCCAGCGUAUCUUGCAAAUAAUGCCGACACAUAUAAUGAAAAGAACGCUAGUAUCAACAAACCUACCCCUAAGUUCACGAAAUCUCUCUCGGAUGUGAAAAGUACAAGAGGGAAGAAACCUAUGUGGUGGUGUAAUUUUAUAGUAUCGAGGCCAAAGACAGCAUUUGGUAUCACAUUGGGUGGCCACAUAUUAAUUUUGCUUAUCACCGCAGGUCUGGUUUAUUUUGACUAUAACAUCUUUCCAGACUAUUUCACAGACCUACCUUUGGACAUCCGGAACGACGAACAGUUUAAGCGUGGAAUCGCGUGGGAUAGACGAGAUAACAACUUUCUGAAAGUGUACCGUACGCAAAGCAACGAAGUUCACAACAUUCGAACAGCAGAUUAUGAUUCUCUGGAAGUAAUCUUUUUUCAAAGAAAUGGAAAUGUUUUUAGCAAGGAAAACCUCGUGAAAAUUCAAGAUUUUGAACGGGAACUAAUAAACAUGAAAGACUUCGACAAAUAUUGUAGAUUGGAUGGAGGAAGUAAUAGUAGCUGUUUGUCACCGUCGUCAGUAAUUCGAUUUUUCGAUGGUUCGUACGUUGAAACUUACGGAAACGCGUUUUAUGAUCCACAAUUCGAUAACAUCUCUGCAGUAUUAAACGCUGCCUUAUUGAUCCCUGACUUGCAAGAGAUAAUGCAGUAUUUUCUUGAAGAGGAUUCUGUGGUAAACUCGGAAGAAGCGAUCUCUGAACUAACGCGUUUAGUUCUUGAUUUUGGGACACCUCUCGAUAAUAUAUCUGAAGCAUUAACGUUCGAAGAUGAACCGAAUACUGAAAUUGAUAAAUAUAUCGAUGAAUACUUCCAGACUUUUUUGAGCAAAAAAUUUGAAAGUGGCCUUGGCGAUGGCUUAGAGAUUACCUACUUUUCAAGGGCUAUAUACGUUAAUACAAUAAAUUCUGCAAUAUACCGUGAUCUUGCAUUGAUCGUUGGUAGUUUUGUUUUCAUUGUACUCUUUAUAUACUUUCAGACUCGUUCUUGGUGGAUUACUGGUUUUUCAGUUUUUAGCAUCAUUACGUCUUUUCUCUGUGCUAACCUCUUCUAUCGUGUCGUUCUCGGUUACGAAUUCUUUGGCAUAUUUCACAUACUGGCCAUCUUUAUUCUGCUUGGAAUUGGAGCAGAUGACGUAUUCAUCUUUGUAGACACAUGGCGCGCGACUGGACUAUUAUCGUAUCCAUCGCUCGCUCAUCGGCUGUCGGAUUCAUAUCGUCGUGCCGCGACAGCAAUGUUAGUCACAUCUUUAACAACGGCUUCUGCCUUCUUCGUAAAUUUCUUUUCGCCUUUUUUCUGUACAUCGUCAUUUGGAUUGUUUUCAUCUUUGAUGAUUGUGGCUAAUUACUUGUCUGUAAUUAUUUACUUUCCAACGGUUCUCAUUACAUAUCACACGUAUUGGAAAGAUUGCCGCUGCUGCUGUUGUGCAUGUUGCUACCCAAAGGAUGAUGGCACUGCUCCACGUGCCAACAUAGUUGUGCGUUUUUUCAGUGGACCGUUCUUCAAACUGGUGACGAAUAAAAUUUGCCGCUGGGUCAUUAUUGUAAUGUUACUAAGCAUAACAGCUUUUCUAAGUUACAUGAUUUCAACGAUAGAGUCUACAGAACGAGAUGUGCAAAUAUUUCCUGAUAGUCAUUUCAUUGAACAGCAUACGAAAAGGAGGUAUCGUUUUAAGGAUAGCGUCGAGGGGGAUGAUAUUGUUGAGCUCUACGUUGUAUUUGGAAUAAAAACAGUAGAUCUUAGUGUGUGUCAGUUCACUGAAUUCGAAUGCUUUGGUAACACUGUUUAUGACGAUUCAUUUGACAUGAAUUCACCACAAAAUCAACAAGCACUUUUGGAUUUUUGCACAUACAUUAGAGAUUUGGAUACCUCAAAAACAAAUGAGCUGUGGAUUCGACGUAGUGUGGUGACAGGAAAGCCAGAAUUACGUUGCUUUGUUGAAAACAUGAAGGACUAUUUUGAAGAUGACAAAAGAAACAUCAGUUUUCCUUUGACAUACAAUGGAACCUUGAAACUUAUUGAACAGAAUCCAGACGUUUACAAUAAUAGCCUUUUAACAACAGAUGAUCGUCUAUUUGAAAUUGGCUUGGCCUAUUGGUUAACGGAUGGACAUAAGGAAAUAGGCCUACAAGAAAAUGAUUAUUCACUGUACCACGGGUAUCUUGGAGAAGAAGCGAUCGGAAACACAUUCAAAAUAAGCAGUGGGGAAUCAAUAAACACUCGUUUGAAGUACGCCGCUAUUGUGAUCAACACUACGAUGAUAUGGGGAGAUUUUGGCUAUCAGAUUGGUUUACCAUUGUUAGAUACUUGGGAAAAGUUUAUUAAGGAACGGAUGUCGGAGAUGCCCGAAGGUGUAAAUAAAGGAUACCAAUGCACACCUGCUGGGUCUGGCUAUAAUUUCUGGUUGUGGAUGAAGAUUCAGGAGGAAUUAACCAACUCAGCAAUUCGCAGCAUUGCAAUUGGUAUCAGUGUUGCAUUCGUCGUGCUUGUUCUGACUACUCAAAACUUUAUCAUUGGUUUCCUGGCAACUAUUACGAUCUGCUGCAUCACUGCUUGCGUCAUGGGACUAAUCCCUAUCAUAGGUUGGACACUAGGGACACUGGAAUCAUUAAACCUAUCGUUAGUUGUCGGACUUUCCGUAGACUAUGUUGUACACUUGGCUGAGGGUUAUCACAUGGCCCAGAGUAAAGAUCGAAUGGGUAAAACCAAAGAAAUGUUGCAAACCGUGGGAAUCUCAGUUCUCUCUGGAUGUCUAACAACAUUAGGCGCAUGUUUUUUUAUGUUGUUUUCUGUCAUCACAUUUUUUCUGCAGUUUGGGUCGUUCGUAUUCUGUACAAUAGGAUUAUCAUAUAUAUUUUCAAUGUUUUUAUUUACUGCAAUGAUGUCUAUCGUAGGACCUGAAAAUAAUUGUGGUUCUAUUCAAUCAAUCUUCUGCUGUUUCCGCUCAAAACCGUAAUUAUAAUGUUGUUGAGAUGGAAUAUUUUGUUGAAAUGUAGGCCUAUAUCUAUCUAAAUGCAAAGUUACGGUACUGAACAAUUAACUCAUAGGUCAAUGCAAAUAAAUAUUUAUUAUAUUUUAAUAAUUCAGUAAUUUCAGGUACUUGUAUAUUUAUCAUUCUUAAGUUUUAUUAAUUUUUUUUAUCGUAAUAGUACAUCUACUAAUUUGUAUAUAUUUACUAUU